Molecule: messenger RNA, 1896 nt
Organism: Ichthyophthirius multifiliis
Lineage: Eukaryota; Ciliophora; Oligohymenophorea; Hymenostomatida
Exons: 8
Cellular component (GO): mitochondrion; cytoplasm
Molecular function (GO): ATP hydrolysis activity; ATP binding
Source: RefSeq, a predicted model, not a curated record
AUGUAUUUAAUAAAUGAUUAUUUUAAAUAAUUUCAAAAAUAAAAAAUAUUAAUAAAAACAAUAUUUAAUUUUUGUAUAUUAUUUUUUGUUUUAUAUUUUUUUCUAAAAAUUUAUAUGCAUCUAAUAUUUUAUUUAAAAAAGAAAUAAACUAUACGCAAUAAAUAUACUUAUUUUUUUAUUAUGUAAUAUAUAAAAAAAAAUAUAUACUUUUUAUUUAAUAUUUUUGUUUUGAUUUUUUUUUUUAGUAAUUUGUAUAUUUUUUAAAAUCAUUUUAUAUUUUAAAAAUUAUAUAGAUCAAUAAUAUACUAAAAAAUUAUCUAUAUACAUUUGCUUUAUUUUUAUUUAUAUAUAUAUAUUUUUUUUUCUAUUAUAGUUACUUAAAACUAUAAAUAAUAAUUAAAAAAAAUAAAAAUGAGUUUAAAACUAAAUAAAAAUAUUCUUAAUUUAAUUUAAAAACAAAAGUAUGGAAUCUACUUUUUUGCAACUAAUAAAAACAAAAUUUUAUAAAAAUAUAAAGAACUAAUUUAUUCUAAGAAACUAAAUCAUGAUGUUCAUUAGGAAUAAGCUAUUGCUAAUUUAGAUACUCUAAGAUGUAAAUUAAUUGAUUCACAUUCGGAAUGGAAAACAUUUUAAAGAUCUUUAUAAUUUUCAAUUGAAUAAUUUAAUCAGAAUAUUGAAAAAGCAAGAAUAAAAAAAUAAGAAAUGCUAAUUGAUAAAUAAAAAAAAAAAAAAAGUGCAUAAAUAAUUGAAAAAAUAAAAUAAAAAACUCUCUUUUUUAAAAAAAAAUAAGGUUUUUUUUCAUUUUUCAGUUCAGAUGAAUAACCGAUUUUCGAAUCUGCAUACACGAAAUGUACAUAAUAUCAUGAAGAUAAGGUCAUAGACGUAGAAGAGUCUUAAACUUAUAAAAUGAAUUAAUUUGUAAAUGGAGUUUAUUUAUAUGGUACUCCAGGGUGUGGUAAAACAUUUAUAAUGGAUAUGUUUUAUGAAUAAGUGCCUAUAGAGGAAAAGCUAAGAAUUCAUUAUAAAGAAUUUAUGAUUUUAGUGAAUUCAGAUUUCCACAAAAUAAGAACAUAUGAUUAUAGAAACCCACUUAGAAUUCUUGGAAAAUAGAAAGCUUCAGGACUAAGGUUAUUAUGCUUAGAUGAAUUCUAAGUUACUGAUAUUGGAGAUGCUAUGAUAAUGAAAAACUUCUUUGAAAGCUUAUUUGAAAAUAAUGUUGUCCUUGUUACUACCUCUAAUAGAUAACCUGAUGAUUUAUAUAAAAAUGGAUUACAAAGAGAAUCAUUUGUGCCAUUUAUUCCUAUUUUAAAAUCAAAUUGUUAAGUUGUUAACUUAUUAAGUGAAACUGAUUAUAGAUUUAGUUCUGAUAAAGGAACAGCCGCAGUAAAAACAUUCUAUUUCCCAAACAAAGUUUAUUAAGCAGGUAGAAUUAUUAAUAUAAAAAGAUGUAAUGAAAGGGUUGUUGAGUUCGAAUUUAAUGAUAUUUGUUAAGGAAAUUACGCCCCAGCUGAUUAUAUUACUAUUUGUAGAUAUUUUAAUGCUAUUAUUUUGAAAAAUGUGUAAAAGUUUUGUUAGGAUGAUAGGAAUACAAUGAAGAGAUUUAUUUCUUUAAUUGAUGAAGUUUAUAAUCAUAAAGUUAAAUUAUAUAUGAGUUGUGAGGUUACUUUGCAAGAUUUAUUUGAUUUACAUGGAAGUGGUAGCAGUGAUGAUGAAAGGAAAAAGAUAUCUUCGUUUGUGGAAUAAGGAGAUGAAGAUGAGUCUUCUGAUAUAGAUUAUUUUGUUUCUGAAGUUGAUUUUGCGUUAGAUAGAUGUAAAAGUAGAGUUGUAGAAAUUGGACGUUCUUGUUGUUCAAGUGAAAAUUUCGAUUAACUAAAAAUUAUAUUUAAUUUGUUAUGA